AUGAGCAUUGAGAACGAGUUAGUAUCAAAGUUUGGAGCAUCAGCCGACAAAGCUGAGGUAAUAUCCACCUUGCAGCACUACAUGAAAAUAUAUGAUUUGAGUGUGGAUGAAAUAUAUAUUAAGUGGGAGCAAUUUUCGUAUCAUAAUAAGGACAAAUAUGCUGUUAAUUCAUAUUCUGAUCAGAUCUUGCAAGAGUUCAAGGAUUAUAUCCAGCAACAAAUGGAAAAGAAGGUGAACACAUCCAUUGUGUUAAAUCCAUCCAUAAAUUCUUCAAUUAAAAAGCCAAAAAUGCUAAUUCCUAGUACAAAUUCUCCAUCCAUAUUUGGGCUUGGCAUACCAAAUACUCCUACUUUAAAAAAACGUAGAUUAGAAGCAGGCACUCCAACCGAGGCUUCCAAAGUCAGCCCAUCAGCGGCUAACAGCACAUCAAUACUGAAUACAUCGCCAUCAGUGACUACCCCAACAACGGCAACUCCGGCUAAUCUGAAAAAUGCAAGUGAACCAGAUAAAUGCUUAGUGACGCUAAAUGUUGAUAAUGUUGCUAAAGCUGAAGGGAUUGACUUCGAUAACGAUAGUAAGGUCAAGAUCUCUCCUUUCUAUGAUCCCAAGAAAUAUAAAUUCAGGACAAUGAGACAAAGUCUACUGGAUACUGCAGAUGUAUUAGACGAACAGAUAGAUAUUUUCAGCGAAAUUAUCCAAAAGCAUUAUAAUCUUAAACCAUCAGAUAUCGGCGACCCUACUUUCCAACAACAAUCAGAGGUUUAUACUGUUGGAAGGAUUGUGCCAGACUCUGUUAAUGCCGAGGGUCCGCUAAAUGUUGACUCUCUAGCUAUAGAAACAUCUAGAUCGACAGGCAUCGGUAGAAGAAUAAGGCUAAACUUCGAGAAGAUUCAAAACUUAUCAGUGUUUCCUGGUCAAAUCGUCGCACUCAAGGGGAAAAAUGCUAACGGAGAAUAUUUUGUAGUAGAGGAUAUUCUAAAGAUUCCGUAUUUGAACUCUCCUGUUUCGGACUCAGAAAUGCUUCAAGAUUCCCAGAUAACUUUGAACAAUCAGCCAAUGAAAGUUGUAGUGACGGCUGGCUCAUACACACCUGCCAAUAACCUAGACUUUUCCAACCUAGAACAUUUUGUGGACAGAAUCAAUACUUCCAUCAAACCGCACAUCCUAAUCAUGUUCGGUCCAUUUUUGGAUAUCACACAUCAACUAAUAUCCAGUGGUAAUAUACCUGAUUUCCCAAAUCUUAAACAACAGCCGAAAACCCUAGACGAAGUAUUUAUCAAGGUAAUAGCACCAAUACUGAAACGCAUAAAUCCCAAGAUUCAAGUUAUUUUGAUUCCUUCCACGAAAGAAGUCACUUCCAAACAUGCAGCGUACCCGCAGGAUUCAUUAGAUAGGAAAUACUUGAGUUUGCCUAAAAACUUCAAAUGCUUCACAAACCCAAGUACAUUCCAACUCAAUGAGAUCUUCUUUGGCUGUUCAAACAAUGAUAUUUACAAAGAUCUGAAAGAAGUCACUAAAGGUGGCAACGUUUUCCAGCGGAACAGAUUUGAUAGAGUCUCAGAACAUAUAUUGGAACAACGUCGUUAUUAUCCUGUUUUCCCUGGUGGUAUUCGAACCAGGAAAGUGGAAGGUAAGAAUGGUAAACCUGUUUUCGAACAUAUCGCCGGUGCAGAUCUCGAUCUUCCGUACCUGGGACUUACGGAAUUCAUCGGUGGAAUAAUUCCGGACGUCAUUCUGAUACCAAGCGAACUAACUCAUUUUGCAAGGGUUGUACAAAAUGUUAUCAUGUUAAAUCCUGGUUCGUUUAUUAGACCAAAUGGUGGCAGAGGAACUUAUAUUGAGAUGUCGAUUGAAGCUCCUGAUAUGGAGAAUGAAAAAAUGACUAAAGUCAAUGAUGUUUACUUGCAUAACCUGUGGAAACGUUCUAGAAUAGAUAUACUAACCGCCUGA
Messenger RNA from Kluyveromyces lactis, 1950 nucleotides. RefSeq names its product DNA-directed DNA polymerase alpha subunit POL12 (gene POL12). The record is from RefSeq and is a predicted model, not a curated record. Gene Ontology annotation, cellular component: alpha DNA polymerase:primase complex. Gene Ontology annotation, biological process: DNA replication; DNA replication initiation. Bases 1 to 1950 code for a protein of 649 amino acids. The transcript has a single exon. Gene Ontology annotation, molecular function: DNA binding. NCBI's taxonomy places the organism in Eukaryota, Fungi, Ascomycota, Saccharomycetes, Saccharomycetales, Saccharomycetaceae.